UCAAUUAGUAGAAGCUGCAAAAGAAUAUGUUAAUUAUUUGGAUAGAAAAAAAAUUUAUGAUUAUAUUGAUGAUACGCGUAAAAAAAUUCUUGAUAUAUAUUGGAUAGAAAAUCUCGGUCAUUCUUUUAAAAAUAAAAAAGAAGCAGUCCAAGGUUGGAUAACAUCAGAAGGACAUAAAAGACAAAUUAUUAGUAAAGAUUAUAUUUAUUUUGGUGCCGCCUUCAAAAAUGAUAUUUGG
Molecule: messenger RNA, 238 nt
Organism: Dentiscutata heterogama
Lineage: Eukaryota; Fungi; Glomeromycota; Glomeromycetes; Diversisporales; Gigasporaceae
Source: the annotation of a GenBank genome assembly